Molecule: messenger RNA, 1487 nt
Organism: Colossoma macropomum (tambaqui)
Lineage: Eukaryota; Metazoa; Chordata; Actinopteri; Characiformes; Serrasalmidae
Product: trace amine-associated receptor 13c-like
Exons: 2
Coding region: 1-912 (303 amino acids)
Biological process (GO): G protein-coupled receptor signaling pathway
Cellular component (GO): membrane
Molecular function (GO): trace-amine receptor activity
Source: RefSeq, a predicted model, not a curated record
AUGAAUUACACAGAGCAUCAGCAAAACAUCACAGUUCAAUACUGCUUUCCUGACAACAACUCAUCUUGUAGAAAGGAGCUCCACACUCCCACCAACCUGCUCAUCCUCUCUCUGGCUGUGGCAGAUCUUCUCGUGGGACUGAUUGCUAUGCCAGUGAAUAUAAUGGGUCUUAUAGACUCUUGCUGGUAUCUUGGAAAAUGGGCAUGCUCUGUUGUUCUAGUGAUCGAUUCUAGCUUACUGUCAGCAUCACUCUGUAGUCUGGUUUUCAUUGCAGUUGAUCGAUAUAUUGCUGUCUGUGACCCUCUACUUUAUUCCAUUAGGAUUACAGCUUGUAAAACUUCAUUAUUUAUACUUCUAGGCUGGUCUUUUGCUGUAUUGUAUGUCAUCAUGUGUUACUAUUUUAAUGACCAUUUUCUUCCAUCUCAGAUAUCAAGUCAGUGCUAUGGGGAAUGUAUAUUUGUCCUGAAAUAUUCCUGGGUGAUCACUGACCUAGUAGUCUCAUUUCUAGCCCCUUGCUCUGUCAUACUGGUCUUAUAUUCAAUCAUUUUUAAUGUGGCAAGACGUCAAGCUAAAGCUGUCAGAGAUGUGAUGAAUGGUGUGUCACACAAAAAUGGAGCCAAAGUUUCAAGUUCGUCUGAAACCAAAGCAGCAAAAAAAUUAGGUACUGUAAUUUUGAUUUAUUUGGCUUGCUGGAUCCCAUUUUAUUUAUGUUCUCUGUCAGUUGAGAGCUUGACAUCUGUGUCAAUGGUGUGGACUGUGUUUGGCUGGCUAGUACUUAUUAAUUCCUCUGUGAACCCACUAAUAUAUGCCAUUUUCUAUCCAUGGUUCAGAAAAUCAUCUAAGUAUAUUGUAAUUUGUAAAAUAUCUCUGUCCUCAUCUUCAACCUUUACUUUGUUUCCUGAAAAUUUUUAAUUUCAGACUGGAUUCAACUGAUAAAGCUGAGAUUUCUUUGGAAUCGAUGUGGCAUUCAGGACAGUGUCCUGGACAGAAGCAUUUUUGUGAUGCAAAUUGAGUUUCUUUCUAUGUACGAAAUGUGUAGAGACGAGAUGGAGAGAUAUUUAGGCAUAAGGCCUCAAGAAAGAAAUACACUCACCCCACUCAGAAGGCUUUUUAAUAAUGUCUUUGUAAUUCCAGGUCUUGUAUAACCACAUGAGAGCCUUUAGCAUUAAGAGUGAUGACUCCAUACAGAAUUUAUAACUGGAUUAUCUUAUAUUAUAUAUUGAUGUGUUUUUUUUUGUUUUAUCAUGUAGCAAUGGACAACCAAUUCUUCAAAAAGUCCUUCAUGGAGUUUAUUUACUGAAACAUUCUUUAAAAUAGAAAUUCAUAAACUCGAAACUUCCCACCCUGGUUCUGGAGGUCCAAUGCCUUGCACAUUUUAUCAAUAACAACCUUAUGUCAACUUAGUAAGGGGUGGUUAAUGAACUCAUUAUUUAAAUCUUGUUUAUUGGGAGCAGAAAAAAACUAAAUAAGUGUAACUAAAAAGGUUG